Molecule: messenger RNA, 1283 nt
Organism: Adineta steineri
Lineage: Eukaryota; Metazoa; Rotifera; Eurotatoria; Adinetida; Adinetidae
Source: the annotation of a GenBank genome assembly
AAAAAACGAUGCGUUUUUAUCGGAGUCAUUCAUUUAAAUUUGUGUGCAUUAGUAUUUUAUCGAUCGUUAUUAUUUAUCAAAUCUAUUUUCUAUUCUUUUGUUUGAAUGAUCGAUUUAGUCCGAUACAAAAAGAACAUUUCUUCACAUCGAUAAAUUCUGAAUUUGAAGAAAUCUCAUAUACACUUGAACCAUUUACGAUUGCUUUACCUCACUUUUCCGAUAAUGAAGCACGCAAUUGGUUUCUUAAUACGACUUAUUAUAGACGAUAUUCACAACAAUGUCUGCAUAAUGAAUGUGAAAAAUAUGGAUUUUUAUUCAAUGAUUCAAAGGAACAUCUCAAUAUUCAUAUUGCCUUGGUAAAUAAUGGUGUUUAUUAUGAUGAUGCUUGCGGUUAUAGAUACGAUGAAGCAGCUCUUCGACGAACAUUUGUAGCUCCGAAACAUGUUUCUGUUGUUUAUGAACAAGCAAUUAUUUAUACAGUACCAGACGCUUGGAGUUUUCAACAUUUUCUUGAUGGAAUCGGACCUAAAUUAGUUCAUUCUCGAAAAUACUUGGAUAAAUAUCCGAGUGCUAAAGUACUGAUUUUAGAAGGUCCUCGAUUUGAUCGAUCUGUAAAAGAAAUAUGGACUUUACUUGGUGUGAAUGAAUCAAAUCGAAUAAUUCAUUAUAAUCGUCAAAUGAAAGUCGGUGCUCAUCUCUUGAUAAAUCCAUGUCGAGCACCAGGUAUUCAUCCUCGUCUUUGGCAAGAUGCUCGUUCGAUGUAUUGGUCUUUGAUAAAUCUUCCAAAAGCGAAAUCAAAUCUUUUAAUCUAUGUUCAACGAACAUCAACAAAUACUAAAAAUCCAGGACGUCUUAUUCUAAAUGAAAAACCUGUUAUUGAACUUCUUCGUGAAUAUGCUGCUAAGAAUUCAUUAAUUUAUGUACAAUAUGAUCAUUCCCAACAAAAUGAUUAUAUUGGAAAACAAAUCGAAUUAUUUUAUAAUGCUCGUAUUAUUUUUGGUAUACAUGGUGGAGCGUUAUCAAAUAUAAAUUUCUCUCCUUCAGAAACGAUUAUUAUUGAAAUAAUACCUUAUCGAUCUGAUAAAAGUUCAUUACCGAUUGUUUGUUCAAUGUUUAAUCCAAAUACGUUCAAACCAUGUAGUGGUUACAAUUACUAUGUGCAAGCUCAAUUACUCAAUCAAUCCUAUUGGAUUCUACCUAAUGUAGUUGAUAGUCGAACGAAUGUCAAUGUGAAUAUAACUCGACUUCAACAACUUUUUGAUUCUUUACCUGUUCAACAUUAA